CCAGCGUCAUAAACACACCCACACAGAGAAUUCCAUCAGCCUAAACAGCAAAUUAUCGAUAAAACCCCACCUUUUAAAAACAGAAAAAAACAAAAAGACAACCCUAGAUUUAAAAAAUAUAAUAAUAACCCCCAUAUCCCACCAACUUGCUCAACUCCACAUAAAGAGAGAGAAAAAAAAACAUACCAAAAAAAACACCCACAUAAAACUACCAAAAAAAACAACAACAACAAACCCAACAUUACCCCCUCCCCCCCUCCUCAAAAAAAAAAAAAAAAAAAAAAAAUCCCCAUCGAGAUCCAACCCAAAAUACCCUUAACCCCGCGGUCUCUCCGUGUGUUAUAGGUGAAGGAGGAGGAAGAGGCUGUUUCUCGCGCAGGGAUUUCCGACUUUAUUUCAAAAAUGGUGAAGCUGACAGAGGACAUGGUGGUGGCGAGGUCCAAGGGCUCGGACCUGCAUAACGUGAGGAAGCUAAAUUGCUGGGGCAGUGAAUUAUCAGAUGUGUCCGUCGUGAGAAAAUUACCCAACGUUGAAGUUCUUUCCCUGAGUGUGAACCAGAUCCAGACGCUGGCAGACUUCCAGUAUUGCCCCAACCUGCAAGAGCUGUACAUCCGCAAGAACAGCAUCAGUGACAUCAACGAGGUGCUGUACCUCCGUCAGCUUCCCAAACUGAAGAGCUUGUGGCUGGCCGACAAUCCCUGCGCGGAUUUUGAGAAGUACCGCCACACGGUGUUACGCGCUUUGCCACACCUUCAGAAGCUGGACAAUGUUGCAGUGGAUUCAGAAGAGGUCCAGCAGGCAAUGGUCUGUGGUAUGGCCCUCCCCAUCUCUGACUCACCAAUGGCACAGAGAGAGGAGCGGGAAAUGCCAAGGUCGAGCAGCAUGGGGGAGUCUCUGCGCAGCGAAGGGGGCAGCAGCCUCUCGGACUGCUCGCCUCCGUCCUCCGAGCGCCGCUACUCACAAACCACAACCCCAACGCGGUCCAAUCAACAGGAUGUCUAUGGGCAGUCCUUGGAUGACGGCUAUGAAUACUCUCAGGCUGUUUAUGACGAAGAUGACGAACAGCCAGUCGCCCGACGCACCAGCUACUCACAGUACCAGCAGAGCGACCCAGAGAGGAGGAUCUCGCAGAUGUCACACUACUCCAACCAGGACACCUCCCCGCAGCAGGGAUCUAGUGGGUACUACAGCAGCAGCAGCAGCUCGAAUGGCUACCACCGCGGAGAGGCAGACAGCUCGGAUCGACUGCGCAGGACGUCGUACUCUUCCACACAGAGCCCAUCACGGCGUAGCAGCCAGAUUGUCACAGAAGCCGAUUCGUCUGACUCACGAGGGUAUAUACGCUCACCUGAAUCACGCACUCACAAUGCUGACUAUGAGUACGACUCACGCAAUGCUAACUAUCUGAGCCGGGAAGACACGGCGCCCAGCCGCCGUCCGGGUCAGGAACAGUACCGCGAUCAGAGAUGGAGUGAAGUUGAAGAGAGGGAGCGAGGAUACAGUCGUGGGGACGGGUAUGGAUACGCUUCCCCGCCCAGCGAGGUGCGUCAGUCCCCUGUUGGCUAUGAGCAGAGGAUUUCCCAAGACCCUCGAUAUGAACCCAGAACUCAGAGCAGGCAAAGUGAGAAUGGCUUGGUGCAGCAGCACUACGACAACACGUACCGCCGAGUGGAACAGCAGGUGGAAACAGCUUCGCGCUCAUCAGCCAUGGAGCGCCCCUCACCCACUAAGCCUUACCCAGCAAGGCCAAAAACAAGGAAUGCCAAUGUCUUGUCAGCUGUGCUCUGCUUGAUCAAAGAGCUGGACUACUCGAGCCUGGAGGUUGUAGAAAUGGCUGUGCGCUGCAGGAUGGAGGAACUCGAUGACUGAGAGAGCUUGGACGGGAAGGAACAAAUGGACCCAUGAUUCACACGUUACAAAACAAGGCGGAGUUGUUUCCGUUGUGACUGAAUCUCAUGCUUGUUUGGGGAGCGGCGAGAGGAAAUGAAUGCAUUGCGUGGGUUUGUUUUUUUAUUUGAAUUGGAUUUUUUUUUUUUUUUUUGGUUAGAGAAAAGUAGUAGUAAAGAGUAUGAGAAGGUUUUACAGAAAUAUAUUAAUAGGAUUCUUUUUUCUUUUAUUAUUAGGCAUUAGACAGCGAUUGUCUGUCUUUUGUUUUUCUGUAAUAUCUUUAUAUAUAUAUUUAUUUUUUUGGAAAAAAGAAAAAAAAGGUUGCAACUAAGAGUGCAUUAAAGAAUACUUAAUAUUCUCAGUUCGAUCUUCGUGCAAAAAGCAACGUAAUUCUCCUUCGAUUGCAUUAAUAGGCACGAAAGGUGAAUUACAUUUAGUUCAAAGGAUACAAAUAAACUUUGAGGAGGCUGAGGGACUUUGUAUAUAUAUAUAUAAAAAACUCUUCCCCACCCACUCCUUUUUUUUAUUUUUUUACAUUUUUUUUAUUAUUAUUAUUACUAUUAUUUUUUCUUAACCUUGCAAUUACUGCAAACUUGAUAUACUCAAACCUUCACAGCGAGGGUUUUGGAUUGACUGAGAAAUAAUCUACAAGUUUUAAGAUUCUCAUUAUAAUAG
Molecule: messenger RNA, 2562 nt
Organism: Penaeus monodon (black tiger shrimp)
Lineage: Eukaryota; Metazoa; Arthropoda; Malacostraca; Decapoda; Penaeidae
Product: serine/arginine repetitive matrix protein 2-like
Exons: 12
Coding region: 403-1869 (488 amino acids)
Biological process (GO): cytoskeleton organization
Molecular function (GO): protein binding
Source: RefSeq, a predicted model, not a curated record